This is a messenger RNA of Ailuropoda melanoleuca (giant panda), 1953 nucleotides long. It is a transcript of the gene ELP4, whose product is annotated as elongator acetyltransferase complex subunit 4. The coding region runs from base 50 to 1474 and encodes 474 amino acids. The transcript is spliced from 11 exons. NCBI's taxonomy places the organism in Eukaryota, Metazoa, Chordata, Mammalia, Carnivora, Ursidae. Gene Ontology annotation, cellular component: transcription elongation factor complex; elongator holoenzyme complex; cytoplasm. Gene Ontology annotation, biological process: tRNA wobble uridine modification. The record is from RefSeq and is a predicted model, not a curated record.
CUGCUUGAGUUCCCAGAGUUCCUAUUGGGUCAACGCGGGAAGCAGUAAGAUGGCGGCAGUGGCGACCUGCGGCACCGGCGCUGGGAGUACUGGAUCUAUAGCGGCUGCAGCCAGCAAGAACAAUGUCACCAGUUUCCAGAGGAAGGGUCCAAGAGCAAGCGGUACCGACAGCGGCUGUUCUCGACUGGUGUCCAUCGCGGGCACACGACCGUCGGUGCGGAAUGGACAGCUGCUGGUAUCUACCGGGCUCCCAGCCCUGGACCAGCUCUUAGGUGGAGGUUUGGCUGUUGGAACAGUUCUUCUAAUUGAAGAGGAUAAAUACAAUAUUUAUUCUUCUUUGGUCUUCAAGUAUUUCCUGGCAGAAGGAAUCAUCAAUGGGCAUACUUUGUUGGUUGCGUCUGUGAAAGAAGAUCCUGCUGAUAUUUUACAGGAACUUCCUGCACCGUUACUUGAUGAUAAUUGUAAAAAAGAUUUUGAUGAAGAUGUAUGUAAUGAUAAAACACCAGACUCUAACAUUAAGAUGAAAAUAGCUUGGCGUUACCAGUUAUUACCCAAGAUGGAGUCUGGACCAGUAUCUUCUUCAAGAUUUGGUCACUAUUAUGAUGCAUCAAAAAGGAUGCCACAAGAACUAAUUGAGGCUUCAAAAUGGCAUGGAUUUUUUUUUCCAGAAAAAUUAUCUUCAACUAAUAUAGAAUCGUGUUCUUUGACCCAUGGCUACAGAAAGCUGCUUCAGUUUAUCCAGAACGUCAUAUAUGAGGAAGGAUUUGAUGGAUCCAGUCCCCAGAAAAAACAGAAAAACAUUUUAAGAAUAGGAAUCCAGAGUCUUGGUUCGCCUUUGUGGGGAGAUGACAUUUGCUGUACAGAAAACUGUGACAACAGCCACAGCCUUACGAAGUUCCUGUAUGUUCUCCGUGGUCUUCUACGAACCUCUCUGUCAGCCUGUAUCAUCACAAUGCCAACACAUCUUAUCCAGAAUAAAGCAGUUAUUGCUCGUGUUACAAACUUGUCAGAUACAGUAGUUGGUCUGGAAUCAUUCAUUGGUUCUGAGAGAGAAACCAACCCAUUAUAUAAGGAUUAUCAUGGUUUGAUUCACAUUCGGCAGAUUCCUCGGCUUAAUAACUUGAUUUAUGAUGUAUCCGAUGUCAAAGACUUAGCUUUUAAAUUAAAAAGGAAGCUAUUCACCAUCGAGUGGGUGCAAGACAACUACUUGAGACAAGAGAGGAACAUUUAUCCUCCAGGCUUCUCGUACUUACUCAAGCAGAAAGACUCUGCAUGGGGAGAAGGUUCUUUACAGCAUUCCACAUUUUUAAUGAGCUUCCUUGCAAAGGCGACUGCAUUUGCCUCCAGACUUGUCAGACACAGUGAGCCGCUCAAGCAAACAGGAUCUGGCAGAAUCCUCCAAGCUGCUGGGCCCAGGCUGUGGCAUGAUGGCCGGAGGCAAGAAGCACCUGGACUUCUAGCGAUUCCUCCUUAGUCGUUGCAUGCAGAAUUAUAUGACACUCUAAUUAUGAUUGCUAAUAGCUUAUGUAAAUAUUUUUCUUAACGAUUUGACCCUCCAAUCCUUGAAAAACAGUUAGGACUGCAAAAUGAGGCCACCGCUCUUCAUUUUCCUUACCCAACUUUUUAUGCAGAAAGAGUACAGCAAAACUACUUUCAUUUUAAAAUUUUGUUUUAUGCUAUAUUUAGAGAAAGCAGAUAAUUUUAUUUUUAAAUAAAAUGUGAGAAACUCCAAGUGCCUCACAGUGGUCAUUAGUGUACGUGUAUUAAGGCACUUAGUUCAUUGUAAGUGUAUAUUACAGCAGGUAGCAUAUAAAACAAUAUGAAAUUCACAAUUGCGUAUGAAAAACAUUUUCUUUCUGAAAAAGUCACUUGCCACCAAAAAAUGCUAAGUUUUUUUAAUGAAAAAUUCAUUUGCUAAUAUAUGUGAAGACUAUAAUAAAAUGAAUUUUGCAU